CACAACGCUCCACUAUCUCGAGCUCAAAAUGGGUUGAUCUUCAGAAGAGAAGAGUCAUGACUACACAUCAAGGUCAUGUUUAUCUAUUCAUCAGGUGACUCACAAGGGCUAACUAGCCAAAGGCUCGGUUUGAUCCCUGUAUACGCAUACUUCGCAUACUUCUCACCACCAAUCUCUUACACAACCCGCUCCCUCUAUCAUGGAGGAACCCCUGCGUCCCAACAAAGCAGACUUCAACCGAGGUCUCCGCGAAAGCUAUCAGCAAUGGUCCUCCUAUAUCACCCCCCCCCCCCCAAAUCUCCCCUCCCUCCUCCCGCAGGAAUGUCUCAAUUUAAAGGGCCUUCUGCAGCGAACGCCUUCCUUCCUCGGAUGCGGCCUUUUUCCUGAAGAUACUCAGAUUCCUCUAAGUCUACUAGAAAUAGAAUCUCGAGAAGGCCAGUACACUCUAGUCACGAGUUGUCGCUCAAUCUGGCGGACAUCCACCAACCCCGAACAAUGUCCCCUGCCCCCCAAAGCCAUGCCUGCCCGGCUUGUAGUGGGCGUGCAGAGCUCACUCGCCGUGCAUCUGUCCGACUCGGCACCUUUGGCAGCGUGGCCGGGUACUCAGGAUCAGCCGGACCAGGACGAAGGUAGUUACCUUGCCGUCCUAUUCCUAGCCUGGGCGUAUAUCCUGUCUGCGCGGUGGGCGGAGAUCAUGGCGAGGGUGUCCGGGUCAUCCAUCCGACGGGCACCUCACGAUCACUAUCCCGCUGCAAUCGAGCUUGGCUACAAUACCGACGCCGACGAAACAAACUGGGGGAGAUCCAUCCUCUCCGGAACCAGUGGCAGGAGCCCAAGAACAGCAGAGUACAACCACCGGCCCUACCUCUCCCCCUGGUCCGUCAACCUCACAAAAACAUCCCGCAUCGCUAUCACAGACCACCAACCCCGCGUACCUAAACCCACCCAGCCCCCGCCACCAUCAUCCCACACAACUCUAGAAUACCUCACCCGCUUCAGCACCCACCACCGCCUCCACGCCCAAACCUCAGCAGCCCUAGCAGCAGCCCUCUACAUCCCAUUCCUCCAGGGAAAGGGAAAAGCAAUCCCCCCCUCAACCCCCGGCCAACCCCUUCCCCUGUACCCACCGCCACUCCCCACUCCCACACAAACCCAAGCCAACGAAAACCCCAACCCCAUCGCAACCCACGCCCUCCUCCCAUAUUACAUGACCCUCAGCACAAGCCCAUGGGGCAUCUGCUCCCUCCUGCACAGCACAUUCUUCAAUCGCGACAUUGAGUGCAAUGUCGUCAGCGCGUGGCUCAACCCCGCCUUCGCGAUCAUCGAUCCGCUCCUUCACGCGAGUAACCUGCCCGCGCUGCUGCGCGUCCUCGCGCGUAGAGCGCCCCAACUCGGGGGCUUAUGGGUCGGUGCAUUUAUUGUAAACGUUGCUGGAUCCAUUCUCCGGGAUGUGCGGAAUGGGAUGGCGGCGCUGGAUUUGGAUGCUGCUGCGUGGACUGGGGGGGAUGUCUCGUUUCUCACGGCGAGGACAGAGGUGAGCGAAGGGGGUAUCGUUCGGCGGGAGGAUGAGUGUCGGUUGCUGUUUUUGACGAGUCACGAGGGAGAGGGAGAGGGAGUGGCUUGGAGUAGAGCGCCGGUUCAUCCGUGGAAACCUUUGGGGGUGACGGUGCUGGGUGAGGCUGAGAUGCAGGUGCGGAUGCAUGCGUCCUGUGGGUGUCACUGUUUGGAGUAUCGGGGGUGGAGGUGGGGGCUUGUCGAUGGUGGGGAGAUUGAGGAUGCUGGUGUAGGGCUUGUGGGGGAUUGUAGGGUUGAGUCAGGGGGGUGUGAUGUACUAGACCAGCGUCAAUUCGAGCUGCUUGAUCCUGAGGCACUGGGUUCAGAGGCGCUGUCGGAGGUGGCUACGCGUGGGAUCUUCGGCUGGCUGCGCUCGAGGGGGUAUCCUGCGAGCGAGAGGGCCAUUUAUCAGCACGAGUGGGUGGAUCUGGCGAGUUCGGACGAUGAGCAUGAGCAGGGACAGGAGGUGGAGGAUGUCGCAUCUGGUGCUUCUGAGGGGAGGAUAGGCUCCCGUGGAGUCAUCCAUGAAUGGCUUGGCGAUUGUGUAUAGACCAGAGUGAGACUAGCGAGUGCAAGGACUGUAGAACUGGGAAUU
Molecule: messenger RNA, 2149 nt
Organism: Aspergillus aculeatinus CBS 121060
Lineage: Eukaryota; Fungi; Ascomycota; Eurotiomycetes; Eurotiales; Aspergillaceae
Exons: 2
Coding region: 200-2104 (634 amino acids)
Source: RefSeq, a predicted model, not a curated record